AUGAUUUUCGAAACGCAAGAAAGAUUCGAUGACUGGAUCGGAAUCGAAACGUAUGGCGAAGCGGAAUACUUUCGCAGGAAAGCAAGCAUCAAACGGCAACAGCGAAAUACAGACGCCGAGAUCGAAAAACGAGAAGAGCAAAGGCAACGGAAGCUCUUGCGGAAAGAACGGGAAGAGGCGGAAAUGAGGCGCCUGGAAAAAAUGCGCGAAGAAGAAAGAAUGAAAGAAGAAGAGAGGCGAAUGAAUCGAUUCACGGUGCGUUCCUCUUCAUCUGGUUACAAUCGGGGAAGCUCUUAUCGGACGCCACCGAGCACACGCAGUAGAACCUCCUCGCAGGUUGCACGUUUGGAAGAUCCUCUUCCCAACUGCGGUACUUGGUAUUUCAGGCCUGACUUUUCCUUGAUUGGAUCUCCAGUCGAGCGAAAUCGAUACGGAAGACUGCUACCUAUGAAACAGAAGCUGCUGAUCACAUUAAUGUUCAAUCCCUUCGGCAUCCAGAUGAGGAACCUUCGAGAAUUUUACGAUCAAUUCUGGAACGAGAAUCUCCCAUUGGGCACAACCUCGCCGUCGGAACCAAAUGAAAAGCUUCUCAGUUUCCUCCAGACGUACUACCAUAGCUAUCAGAUCGCUCUCUUCGAUGCGAAGGAUUUAAGAAACGUUCACGGCGACGAUGAGUUUGCUUCCGACAGACUCAAGGUUGGCCUUGAACUUCACCGUCAGAUGUGCGUCGAACAUAUUUCGUGUGAUCACGCGGGAUAUUCCCACGAAGAAUUGAUCUCCAAGAAGAAGGAAAUCACAGACAAGAACAAAGCCAUCCGUGACGUUCUUGUCCUUCUUGAUCAGUGCGUUGAGGCUUUCAAGUCAGGCUUCUAUGUGGACGACUUAGAUCUGAUGAUGCAGACGAUAUUUCGCUGGGACAUCGUGAAAACAACUGUUCUUGGACUGGGUAUCACAUGUGCAUCAGUCUGCAAGUCGAUUCUGUCACUUAGACGACAUGAAUCUCACAGCACCCACGGAGACAUUGUGUCUGUCUUGAGCAAUAGAAGACUGGAGGGUCCAGACCGAUACUCGGACGAGAAUCGACAUCCAAUGCUCGUUCGAUACCUCAGUUUUUUCGAAGAGAUAGACGCCGACAGCAUUCACUCGGCUUUUGAAGUCGCAGCGAAAAAAGGGAUUGUCAUCGUCCCCGAAAAUGAGAUUGGCGCGAUAUACUUUCGAUACACAAAAGGGGUGUUACGUGCGACCACAGCACAAGUGAUGCAGUUCAUUCGAGAGAAUAUGUAUAACGUCCUUGGUGAGAUGGAGUAUGUUUUCCCGACGUCGAACCCCAGCCUUGAGUCGUCCAAUGGAGUCUACCUCUUUGAGAACGAAGAGUUUAUUCAUUUAAUCAAGAAUAAAAGAUAUCCGGAAGUAAAGGACAAAAUGAAAGAAGGCCAACGCGUCCAUAUCGGGACUUUUACGCAUUUUGAAAGGAAUAAGAAUCUUGAGGUAAUGCUGAUCUUGGCUGAAAACUUUGAGCUCCGCGAAAACCUGGAUUCCACCAUAAGAGAACGAGUUAUGAAAGGGGAUUUCAAAGUUUGUGAUCGUCGCGAGAUCUUGCCCGGGAUGCCUGUGAUCGCGUGCUUCGAAGAAAAGUAUUGGAGUCGCGCAAAAAUUCGAGGAUGGUCAAAGAAAAUUCCACAGAAUGUGGAAGUUUUAUUUGUCGAUUAUGGCCAAGUAUUGGAUUUGCCCCGCGAGCUCAUUUUAGAAAUCGAAGAUGAUGAGAUGGCUGAGCCUCCCUUGGCUUUGUGUUACAAUAUUGGCCCAUAUGAAGGAUCUUACGACGAUAAAGCAGUGACAUGGUUGCACAAUCUCACGGACGAUAGGCCAGAUCUAAUCAUCAAAAAAAUCAGCGCGCGGGGAAGAGAAGAUGUCGUUGAUCUUCUGCACUGCGACACUAAUUACGACAUUACCAAGAUAAUGUUGGAUUACGCGCGUCAAUGUGCCGAUCGUCGGGCGUCAAAUACAAAUCCGCCGGCCGAACUUCCCAGCUUACACGGUACUCUUGCUGAAGGCAAGAUGAGUCUCAACAAUCCCUCUGAAGUGAGAGAAGUCAUCUCCUUGGGUAGCGAGUGCUCGAUCUACACGAUCAAGUGUUCGUCGCCCGAGUUUAAGACUGAGUAUCAGAUUGAGCUCUCAUACGUUAGAUCCCAUCGGGGGGUUUUCAUCUCCAAUCAUAUGCUUAUAAUGUAUAAGCUGUCUUGCUCGCAAGAGUAUCAAAAGAUCUUUGAUGAUAUCGGAGUUGUAUCUUGCGACGACUGUUGUUUCUUCACGCAAACGAAGCUUCCCUACAGUCCUAAACCUCACGAGCAAGAGCAGAUAGAAGCAGCGCUUCUGCAUGAAUGUAAUAGUCACGCCUUCUUAUUAUCCAUCGAUGAGUUACUAGACGAGGCAAAAAGGAUAAAGAAGAAACACUUCCUCGCUGUGCUCAAAGAAAUCGAACAACAAGGCUUCAUCCAGAAGAUGGCUGAGAAAGAUCCCUAUGAUGUUGAUGGGUUGGAUCUGAAUGGAAACAACAAUGGGGAACUCCCGAUCCCUGAUUACUGGAUCGAGUAA
This is a messenger RNA of Oikopleura dioica, 2595 nucleotides long. The record is from the annotation of a GenBank genome assembly. NCBI's taxonomy places the organism in Eukaryota, Metazoa, Chordata, Appendicularia, Copelata, Oikopleuridae.